GGGGAGGGGAGCGCGUGCGCGUGCGCGUGACCGCCAGACGCAGACUGGUGGGGGAGAGAGAGAGCGAGAGAGCUCAUCUCCAUACAGUCACAGUGAACUGCGGGGGCCGACGGAGCGGUCCUCGAGAGCGGAAAGAACUGCUGAACCAGGAUUUCAAUCCGACCACUACCGACUUUCUUACAUCCGACCUUCAUUUGCUUUCGCCCUCUAUCCUUCGCAGUUGUUCGCAAGGAACUUUUUUUUUUGUACUGGGGUCUUUGUGGACUUUGGAAAGCCAGCCCCCCUCCCCUUCUAUCCGACAUGGACAGUCCGAGAGCCGCUUCAGGGAGCUUCUGACCGGUGUUCACUCACUCGUCACGGACAUACAAGCGUGAACCACAGGGAGUGGUUUUUUUUCUUCUUCUUCUUCAAACUAAAUGUUUGAUGAAGUGCUUCGAAGUUUUGGCCAAUUCUCGGACGCGGUGGAUUUAUCCGUUUCAGGCGCGACAAGACGCUCGUGGUCCCCGCUCGCUGUUCGCUGGUAAAGUUGCGGGGGAAACAUGGAGACUGUGAGUCGGCAGAGCUUCCAGCCUCAUCCGGGACUGCAACAAACUCUCAAGCAGUUUCACCUCAGCUCUAUGAGCUCUCUAGGCGGGCCGGCCGCCUUCUCCGCCCGCUGGCAACAUGAGCUUCUCUUCAAGAAGGACGGGAAGGAGCCCGAGCCGGUCCUGCAGCAUCUCCCGCCGCCAGUGAUGCCCGGGCCCCUCUUCAUCCCGUCGGACCGUUCCACGGAGAGGUGCGAGACAGUCCUGGAAGGCGAGACCAUCUCGUGCUUCGUGGUCGGAGGGGAGAAGCGGCUGUGUCUCCCCCAGAUCCUCAACACGGUGCUGCGGGACUUCAGCCUGCAGCAGAUCAACUCGGUGUGCGACGAGCUGCACAUCUACUGCUCCCGGUGCACCGCCGACCAGCUGGAGAUCCUCAAAGUCAUGGGGAUCCUGCCCUUCUCGGCGCCCUCCUGCGGCCUCAUCACCAAGACGGACGCCGAGCGGCUGUGCAACGCGCUCAUCUACGGGGGCGCUUAUCCUCCUCGCUGCAAGAAGGAGGCGAGCAGCGGAGGGGCGCUGCAGCUGGAGCUCACCGACAGGAGCUUCAAAAUCUACCACGAGUGCUUCGGCAAGUGCAAGGGCUUGUUCGUGCCCGAGUUGUACACCAGCCCCAAUGCAGCCUGCAUCCAGUGCAUGGACUGCAGACUCAUGUACCCCACGCACAAGUUCGUGGUGCACAGCCACAAGGCGCAGGAGAACCGGACUUGCCACUGGGGCUUUGACUCGGCCAACUGGAGAGCCUACGUCCUCCUCGGCCAGGAUUACACGGGCAAGGAGGAGAAGAGCCGCCUGGAGCAGCUCCUGGACGAAAUCAAGGAGAAGUUCGAUUUCGCUAACAAGUACAAGAGGAAAGCAUCGUCCAGGGUAUCAGAUCCUGUUCCAAUCAAAAAGCCCAAACAUGAAGACAUCCCAAUACAAUCCACUGUGGCUGACAAGGAGAUGCAGCAUGACUGGCUACAGUCCCUUUCCAACUCCAAUAAGAGUUUCAACUGCAUUCAGCCGAGACAGAGGCCAUCAGCUUUUAGACCCUGGUCGCCACAUAUCUCUGCCAGUGAUAAGGAGCCCCCCAGUCACCCCUUCGCUCUCUUAAGAGACAACUUCUACAACUACAAGAGCCUGGAGAAUGCUGUGGCCCCUAAUGUUGCCCUCACACCACUGCCACUGGGAAAGGUGGGUCCAUUGUCCCCGUCAGUCCCCAGCACGUCACACCCGAGCACAGGGGAACCCCCAGGUGAGGGGGCCAAUGCCAGCUCUAGACCUCGCAAGAGAAGAGCCACAGGGGAGCGCCAGCCUCCAGCACCCGAGGUUGCCUGCUCCCUUACCUCCACUGGCAGCAAGCAGCCACCACCCCAGGAUGACAAAGACUCUGAGGUGGAGAUUGAAGUUGAGAGCCGUGAUGAGUGUAAGCUAAGAACAUUAUCCCAGCAGUUCACUUCAUCUUUGUCCUCCCUGUCAUCACCAUCCUUCACUUCAUCCAGCUCAGCUAAGGACCUGAGUUCACCCGGUGCGCUCGGGUCCCUCUGCACAGUCAUAACAGCUGAGGGCACUACCCCUGCAGCUGCUCCCAUUUCAGCCCCUGUGACUCCUCCAGAACUGGGGUUGGAGUCAGAGUUCGAGAGCCUGCGGCAGGCACUAGACAAUGGACUGGACUCCAAAGAGUCAAAGGAGAAGUUCUUGCAUGAGAUAGUUAAGAUGAGGGUGAAGCAGGAGGAGAAGCUGGGAUCCGCCCUGCAGGCCAAACGCAGCCUUCAGCAGGAGCUGGAGUUCUUGCGGGUUGCAAAGAAAGAGAAGCUGCGAGAGGCGACUGAGGCCAAGCGCAAUUUGAGGAAGGAAAUAGAGCGCCUGCGAGCCGACAGCGAGAAGAAGAUGAAGGAAGCCAACGAGUCGCGGAUCCGUCUGAAGCGGGAGCUAGAGCAGGCCCGGCAGCUGAGGGUCUGCGAUAAAGGCUGCGAGGCCGGACGUCUGCGUGCAAAGUACACUGCACAGAUUGAAGACCUCCAGAUGAAGCUGCAACAUGCCGAGGCUGACCGUGAGCAGCUCCGAGCCGACUUACUGCACGAGCGGGAGGCCAGGGAGCACUUGGAGAGGAUGGUGAAGGACCUGCAGCAGCAACUUUGGCCCAAAUCCAGCAGCAACAAAGACUUGACAGCCAAGGACAAGGACAUGGCAUCAAAAAAGUAACCCGGUAGCCAAUUCCCUCAAUUCCCUUCCAUCCCCACCUCCAGUGCAGAGAUCCCGUACACUUGCCACACGACCGAGACCAUAAUGCACACCAGUGUUCUUCACGAUUGCCCUUGAGUAUACCGAAUAACAGUGACCUACAGGAUUUGGGUCCUCAUCCACAUCCAAGAAAAGCAAAUGGUCAUCUGGAGAAAGACAACGAGCUGCAACGAGGAAGCGCGUCACUCCAACGCUGACUCUCACCUUCGUACUUGCAGAAAUGAAAAGUAGAUCACAAGAGGGAAAAUGUGGUUGCGCCUGUCUCUGAUAAGACAAGUUGGCCAGUCUGUGAUAAGAAUGCUAAAAGAUGAUCAUAUUAUAUUAGUCAUACAGCAGACGCCUCCACGUUUUUCCCUCGACGCAAUGAGGACGGAAGAUUUUGAAGACAUGAUAAGCUACAUAGACUCUGUAAAGAAACAUAUAUCCAAAUAAAUCUGAAGAUGAACAAUACAAACGAACUAUCCACAUGUGCCGCCAUGUUAUUUUUUAUUUUUAUUUUUUUUAUUCUUUCUUUUAGGGGGGGAAAAAAAAAAAGGAAUAUUUUAUUUUGAAUUUGAGCACAACCUCUUGCAAAUUGAUGUCAUCGAAACUUGGAUUUCUUUAAUGCUCCAGAAGUGAGCACUUGAUUUGGAAUAAUCAAACUUCUCAGUCUACCAUCAGUCUUUGUCCCAGUGUUGCUCACACUAAGUCCAAUGAACACGGGUCACCAGCCAUAUUUGUGUUGAAGCAUUUGGGUCAAAACCCACAGGUGUCGAAUCUUCUAAAGAUACAAAAUUCCACAUGUGAGCGUGGCCUUGUUUUCUCAUCUCAUUCCACAGGAGUGAGGAAGCUGGCAUUUAUUUUACUUUAAUUAAUCAGCAUAUUAACUCUAUGACUAUAUGAGGCACCCUUGGCAAGAACCACAAAUGUUCAUGUUAAUUAAAUUAAGGUAUGUAAAUAUUUUUUUUUUGGAGUUAACAAAAAUGAAUGGCACUUUGUCCUAACAACAAACUGUUUUUAUGCAUUGUAAUUCCACUUUUGUCUUCAAUCUUGUUUUGAAAACAUCAUCUUAUCCAUCAACGUUACCGUAUAAAUCCAAUUAACAUUUUGUUGCUUAUAUCCAUUCUCUAUUAAAUAUUGUUCUGUUUACUUAAGGCAAAGUAUUGUAAAUAAACCGAAAGAAAAACAAGGCUCUAUCUGUUACUGCCUGAUGUAGUCUGGGAUUGAUGGCACUGUUGGAAUCAGUCGAGUUGGCUCAAACAUACAGAAGAGACGACAAAUUAAGAGGGAAACUUGAAUGAAUGGCUGCAGAUACAUGGUGACAAUUAGUUUUAGGGGUUUGAAAAUGAUGUCAUAGUUUGCGGCCUUCAAAGUCACAACAUCUCAUCGCUUGACUUUCAUGGGACGUAUUGGUGAAUUUCCACUUUGAAUGAGGAAAUCUAUUUUGGUAGAAGUAAUGCAAACACCAUGGCAGCACUGUGUUGUUUUCCCCCACCAUUAAUUUGUCCCAGUAUGUAUGUCAGUGGGGAGAUUUCUAAAAAAAAAAAAAAAAAGCCUGCACAAACAAUCACCUUUGGAUUUUUUUAUUAAAAAAAAAAAAAAAAAACAAAAGACAAAAAAAGACAUUUGCCAGAAGAUGCCGUCGCAGUGGGUACAAUGCAAUCAGAAUGUACAUGAUGUUAACGCUAUUUUUCCUUUGAUUGUUAAUGUUUUAAAUGUGGAGAUAUAUUAUUGCUUGUCUAUGUUCACUUUUUUUUUUUUGGAAGAAAACUCAUUUUUCUUUAUGCAUGAAACUGAGAACGUUUGCCAUUCAUAUCGUCAAAUAUCGGGCAUUUACAGUAUACUGUUCAUGUAAGGGGUUUAUUGUGUUAUGCAAUUUGAAGCAAUUUGUCUUAUCCAAGAGGAGGAAAUGAUAACUAAAAGCUGUAUACAUACUUGCAUAAAACAAACAAACAAACAAACAAAAUAAUAAUACAAAAAAAUAUUAAAUGCAAUGCUGGACAACCUCAAGUGCCUGACACUGGCGAAAGGUUUCCAGAAGAGGAAAAGCUGAAGAAGAAGUUGUUUCGGGGGAGACAACUACUUUAUUUAAAAAAAUACAAAUAAACUCUCUGCCUAAUUCAGCAGCUCUUUUUUAAAAUCAGCAAUCCAAGUACAACAAGUUUACGUUUCUUUUUCAACGCAGAGAGCAAUUUAACUAUUUAUACGUAAAGCUUUUUUCCAAGAGUGCGUGCUUUUUCUUCAUUUGAAAUCAAUGAUGUGCAUGCGCAAACACUUUUGUAGAUGACCUUUUUGGGAAAAGAAAAAACCACUUGCUUUGGUAAGUUGUUGCUAAGGGUUGUACAUAAAGAGUUGUACGCAUUUAAUCCAAGUUUGUGGACAUGCGGUCCUCAGGCAUGCAUGUUGAGGAGGAUUAAGAGGACUUUGUUAUUAUUACUAUUAUUAAAAGGCCAGCUUAAAUCCAACUCUCAGAGAAAGACGCAUCGUCUGCCACUUUGGCACACCUACGAAUUGGUACAUUUUGUAGUUGUUUUUACACUCAAAAUAAAGUUGAUAGCCUGUGUGUAGUUUUGUUUAUGCAUGGUUUUCUAUGAAGCAAGGGAGAUGAUAAUGACAUUGGCCCUUCGUUCGCCCAUGCACAGCAAGCUAAUUGUCUUAUUUUCAAAAGGAAUUUGCUAGAAGAGCAAUAACAAUCCAUAUUAACAAACAAGUACUUGCCAGUGUGACGAUUUGAAUACGAAUUUACAAAAUGUAAAUAUUUUUUUUCAUUAACAAUAUUGUAUAAUAUAUGUACAUGGUGUUUCCUUUUGAAAAUGAAAUCUUUUCUUACAAUAGAUGUCUUGAUUUACUGUUUUUUAAUUUGUGUUUGGAAAUGUUUCAAAAACAGUUCAUGCAGUGCGAAAGAGACUAUUCCCCAGGAGUCAUUCAAUUCUAUUGUUUUUUUUUUACUGUAGUCUUUGUAUUGCAUUUUUUUCACUAAUUCAUUUAUUUUUCACUGUAUGUUCGCUAUCACAUAGCAGAACUCUUUCUGUCUCUCACACUUGCACACACAAGAUCAUCUGAAAGAUUGUUUCCCCCCCCCAUUGUUCUUGUGUAUCUGUUUAGCCCUGUGCUGCUGCUAAUGCUAUAUGAAACUUCUAGAAAUAUUUUUAUGUAAGAGGCAAAAUGGAAGCUUUCCCAUUUAUAAAUGCCACAUAUGCAGUACGAAAAGCUUUGGCCACUCAUGUGAUCCCUUCGUUUUCCCUCAUCUUUUCCCAACAGCACCCCUCUCGCACACCGACAAUAUUGUAAAGGACUAUGAGAUUAUGUUUGAAAAAAAUGCAAUGAUUAUACUGUAUACUGCAGUGACUGAAUGUACAGUAUAUAGAUGCAUUACCAGAAAUAAAGUUGUUUGUCCAGA
Molecule: messenger RNA, 6183 nt
Organism: Phyllopteryx taeniolatus (common seadragon)
Lineage: Eukaryota; Metazoa; Chordata; Actinopteri; Syngnathiformes; Syngnathidae
Gene: skia
Product: v-ski avian sarcoma viral oncogene homolog a
Exons: 7
Coding region: 540-2765 (741 amino acids)
Biological process (GO): negative regulation of BMP signaling pathway
Cellular component (GO): nucleus
Molecular function (GO): SMAD binding; DNA-binding transcription factor activity, RNA polymerase II-specific; RNA polymerase II cis-regulatory region sequence-specific DNA binding
Source: RefSeq, a predicted model, not a curated record